AUGAGCUACGGCGGUGAGCUAUCGGGCAGACGGCGCUACUCGGCGCUCGUGUGGACCGCUCAGGAGCAGCUGCGUCCCUCAGCUCCGCCCGAGCCGGAGCCGCCGGCUCGCUUCCCUGUGGUCUGGGCCGGCCUGUGGAGAGACCGCCCGGGUCAGUUUCCCAUCUCCCGUCUCGGACAAGACUCGGAGGGGUACCGGGUGCUGUCACCGUCACCGUCCGGACAACUGAACAUGGCAAAGGAGGCAACGAGCCGCGCGGAGAUAGGCUUUGUCACCAAUGGGUUGCACCAGGAGAGCGGUGGCACUAACGGCACCAGCGCUGGUGCCAGACGGGAGCUGGAGGACGCCGAACCAGUAGUGCGGAAGACCCUCGACCCCAACCGGUAUGCCACCAAGAAGACGAUCGCUCAGGGGAUGCUGGACGUGGCGCUACUGACUGCCAACGCGUCCCAGCUGCGCUACGUCCUACAGGUCGGCGAGGAGCACGAGUUCUAUACGCUGAUGGUCACACUCAUCAGUCUCAGCAUUAUACUGCAGUGUCUCCAGGCCAUCACCAACGUGGUGCUGAGCCGACUGGACGCUCGCGACACGACGCGCACGCGUCUGCUGGCCCGCGAGUACCUGAACCACCUGACGCUGGCGCUGGCGCUGUUCACCGUCUGUGUGGACGCCAUCCGUACCGGGUUCGGGCUGGACGUGCAGCCGACCAGGCGCGUCGUGGCCGACCCGUGAGGGAGGGGCUGGCUGCCCGGGUCCGCCGGUGGUGGAGAGAGGCGCUGCUCGGGUCGUCCGGUGGUGGAGAGAGGCGCCGCCCGCGGCUUGGCGGCUGGCCAGUGCUACUGUGGGGUCCCCGCGGUACUACCAGCCGACAGGUCUCAAAAGUCAGAGGAUAAGAUACUUCCUGCGAGCGAGGACUGAGACAAUUCGAAAGCUGCGGGAGAAGGGCGAAGUAGAUGUGGUAGCGAAACUGCUAUUGCAGGCAGAACAUACCUAAGCGUAGAAAAUGCUUCUUCUCUUAGCCAUCGAUGUGUAGAAAAUGGAAUAGCUGGAUAGUGGAUACAGUGAUAGGUGUACUUAUUGAGCAAAAAUGUAGACCCCGCACAGCGUCUUGAGCGCAUCUUUAGUGCCACAGGCGACUACGGACUACCUUCCACUCUGACGUAGCGCGAUGUCCGCUGUAUCUUACAGUAGUUAUUUUUCAUUGUUCAGAAUCAGAAGCCCGAUAUCGGGUCGUAAUGUAGUGUGCCGUGUGUGUAUAGCGACUAGCAGUGACGUAGUUAUUUACUUGACAAUCGCGCGUAUAAUAGUUCUUCCUAACUCCUGACACUGGGUUGGUCCCCCUUUACUCGAUAUGCUGUGCGUGUAAUUUCCUGUUUCGAGACGUGAAAUAUUUGGCCUAAUUCUGCUUUUAUGUAGCAUAUGAGCAUUUGUAUUUGGAGCACGAGGCACGGGAUGUGAAGAUGUGGCACACAUAUGGGUAGUGAUACGAAAAUUCGCACCCGUACAGUGUACUUUGAAUAGUGAUGGUAUUGUGAUAUAAAGUUCAGAAUGGCUAUUGUGGUAAUUGGUUAGGUAGUUUUAACGGUGUAACGCCGUUUCGAUUCGAACACGUGCGAACACAUUAGUUGCAUUGAAAUUGGCUAAUCCUGUCGGAUACGGAGUGGUCGUUUGAUGAUGUCUGCCAAUUUGACACUUUUCAACGGGUUUCUCACGCCUGAAUGCACCCUCUACACUCUUGCGUUCCCUCUAACUCUUGAGCACCGACCCGAACUCGCUGGGCCCUCCGACCUGACCUGACCCGAGCCCGUUCCGUGGUCUGUUUCAGAUCCUGGUGGGAGUCCUUCUGAUGGUGCUGGGCGCACUAGACAUCAACGACGAAUCCCCCACCCAAAUGGCGGCAGACAUCAUCAACGACGUCACCGUCAUCAUGGUGUUUAUCAUCACGCUACUCAAUGUCAUAAUC
This is a messenger RNA of Amphibalanus amphitrite, 1963 nucleotides long. Its product is annotated as ninjurin-1-like. The transcript is spliced from 3 exons. Gene Ontology annotation, cellular component: membrane. Lineage: Eukaryota; Metazoa; Arthropoda; Thecostraca; Balanomorpha; Balanidae. The coding region runs from base 1 to 732 and encodes 243 amino acids. The record is from RefSeq and is a predicted model, not a curated record. Gene Ontology annotation, biological process: cell adhesion; tissue regeneration.